Molecule: messenger RNA, 1827 nt
Organism: Cylas formicarius (sweet potato weevil)
Lineage: Eukaryota; Metazoa; Arthropoda; Insecta; Coleoptera; Brentidae
Product: synaptic vesicle glycoprotein 2A-like
Exons: 11
Coding region: 186-1790 (534 amino acids)
Biological process (GO): transmembrane transport
Cellular component (GO): membrane
Molecular function (GO): transmembrane transporter activity
Source: RefSeq, a predicted model, not a curated record
AACUUUUCAGACAAUAAAGAUUUCUAACUUACCACCCAAAAGACUAAAGAAACUAAGUGAUUCCUCCGACGUGGUCCCCAGUAUUAAAGGAACUUGAUUGAAAUUUCCAGACUCUAGACUCGGAAAGCUGCGGUUUGUGACACUUUUCAUUACAUUACCGCAAAACGAUAUUACUGCCAUUAAAGAUGACGUUCGUUUCCGUCGUACUGGUUGUUGUACUGUCGACCCUUUCAACGAGUGACAAGCUAAUUAUGGGCGACAGCACCGAAAUUUAUUUCGAACACUUCUUGGAGGAAUCUGGCUGGGGAUUGUAUUCGAAAUUUAUCAUCGGGUUGACCUGCUUCUGCAAUUUUGCACAAGGUUUCACCCUUGUCGCUCUGCCCAUGGCGCUCGCGUUGUCUUCGUGCCAAAGCUCUGGCAUCACCGACAAAAUCGUGUUGAGAAUAUUCACCAGUUUUUACAUCGGGCGUUCUUUUGGCGGACUUUGCACUAACUGCCUCGCCGACAGAUACGGAAGAAAGCGCUACUUGACCUACAGCCUGAUGGUGGUGUUCCUGUCUACGUUCACGUCAGCGUUCGCUUACAACCCCUACGUCAAUAUUGGAUCCGCGUUUUUUCUGGGAAUGGGGAUCGAAAACAACACGACCGUCCUGCGACUGUUGCUGAUCGAAAGCUUGCCGCUCAAAAAGCGAGGAUCCUAUUUCACGUUUUGCACCGCGUUUUGGUCGCUGGGAUAUCUAACUACGAUAGGGGGUACGUUAACGUUCAAACCGCCACCGCUGCUGUCGAGUCUCAAGGGAAGAAUUGACAGUAAACUGGCUCCUUGGCGGAUAAUGUUUGCGGUGUGCGGAGGUCUGAACCUUUUCAUAGCCUGCGCGUGCGCGUUGCUCGAAGAGAGUCCCAGGUAUUUUUUGUCACUGGGCAAGAACUACCUGGCCUAUCUCGUGCUGAAGCAGUUGUAUGCCAUUAAUAAUUCAAAAUUUGCCGAUACGUUCAAGACGAAAGAAGACGAUAUUAAGAACGUAAUACGACCUUACGAAUUCGCCUAUGUGGAGCCAGAGCAGUAUUGGGAUGUAUUCCAAGUUCUUUGCUGGAGAUUUUAUAGAGCCGUGAGAAUGGCUUUUUCGAGGCGACUUUUAACCACCACCUUGGCUCUUAUCGCGAUUAAAACGCCAAUUAUGGUGGUCGGAGUGUUUCAACUCCACGUCGCCCUGUCCAAACAGCUCGCACCUGCUGGGGAGCCCGAUCACCAGCUUAAAGGAUUAGAUUUUUCGUAUCCCGUGGUGUAUCCCGGAUUAUACUAUCCCGAUUUAGGCACGAACGGGUCGUUGUGCGCCGACACCAAAGCGAACGGCCAUUUUUUGACAUACGUAACGGUACUUGGACUGAACGUUAUCUUGGGAUUCGUCGCCACGGCAGUAAUGGUUGAUAGACUUGGCCGAAAGAUACCGAUAUUUGUAGGAUUGCUAAUGGCAAGCAGCGCCUCCAUAGCAAUGGCGUACGCAGGUAAUUUUACCGUGAAGAUCAUCUGUGCCUGCUUCGUAUUGAUGUCAAUCAGCAGCGUCGCUUCUAUGGAGGCUCUGGUUAGUGUAGAAUCUUACCCGACCGUGAUAAGGGGCACAAUGUGCGGAGUAACCAAUUUUUUUGGGCUGUUAUUGGCGGUAGUCUUCAUCAAUCACAUAGCCAUCGACCACAAGGCCUUCAACCUGAUAUCUGGAAUUGUAUUUUUCGGGUCAGCAGUGUUUUCCUGUUUUCUAAAAGAACUCAAAGGACGACCUAUGAUCGAAUAAGGCUCAAACAUUUGUCGAUGGUACACAAUAAAUACGG